AUGAAGUGGAAGCAACGUCCCGAUGGGACGCCUCAAAUUGGCGUUAUUGACGAUCCUUUCGUUGGGAUAUCCCUGCGAGAGAUUGAGAGCGACGCGAGGAGAUUUCACGGCGAAGCCCCCGGGCUCAAAUCACUACUUGACGUCGAGGUGCUAAUCAAAGGAGCGAAGCUUGCCAAAGACUCCAAUUUCAGAAAUGACAUCUCCAUAUCCGAGGUAGAAAGACGGUUGCUAGAAGAAGAGGAAAAAUCUAACUGGCGCGGGCUAAGGGAGGUGAUCCAACAGUUUGGGGAAGGUAUGCGCGUCACGAUCAUGGCAACGGCAUGCGCAGCAGCAGCCUUGGGCUGGCAGCAGUCGGCUAUCAAUACUUCAACACGGACUUGGCCAGCCCAGUUCGGGCUGGCUGGCGAUAGCUGGAAAGUUGCAACAAUCAAUGCGAUCCCAUCGCUGUCCGGAAGUUUUAUGGUGAUUCUCGGUAUCGCCGUAUGGCCUGCUUUAUUUUUUACUUUUCUUUGUGCCGCCAAUACUGACGAUCGUCCUGAACAGUUUGGAACCAAAGCCUCGGUUGCUCCCAUCUUCGCCGCAGAGGCUGCAAUGGAAAUGUCCCGUGGGCGGAUCCUGAUGCUAUGGCAGAUGUUUGAUGCCUUCGGUAUUAUGCUCGGAUUCGUGGUUGCGUUGAUAGCCCCUGUGAGCUGGGAGGUUCAGCUUGGACUUGCCCUGAUUCCAUCAUUAGCCCAGAUUCUUGUUGUAUUGCUAUGUCCUGAAUCCCCCCGGCUCCUGAUCCGUAACAAACGCUACGGAGAGGCGUAUAAAAGCCUGCGGCGACUUCGCAGGCUGGAACUUCAGGCCGCGCGCGACCUCUAUUUCAUCCACUUUCAGCUGCGACAGGAGGUCAGGCUGUACGAUCUGGAGCAGGAGAUCGGAAGUUCCUCCUUCCCGUACCAGGACUACGUGGAAAAAAUAGACAGUUUCAAGCGCAUGCUGUACCUUUUCACUAUACCCCGGAACAGAAGGGCAUGUCUCGUUGCCUUUCUCGUCAUGACUUCCCAGCAGCUAUGCGGUAUCAAUGUUCUCGCGUACUAUUCGUCUAUUGUUUUUGGGAAUGCAGCAUCCACGAACAAGAUAGACCUACUCAGUUUCGGUUUUGGAGCAUCGAAUUUUGUCUUCACCCUGUUGGCAUUCGUUCUCAUUGAUUCAAAGGGGCGCAGAUUUACCCUUUUGACAUCCUUCUUCUUUAUGACAUUCACCCUGCUUGGAGCAAGCUUCUGCUUCAACAUUGAACCUGAAGGAAGCCGUGUCGCAGCGGUCGUGGUUACCUUCAUUCUCCUAUAUACGGCAUCAUACUCGAUCGGCGCCGGCCCUGUUCCAUUCACGUUAAGCGCGGAAAUCUUCCCUCUAGCAUUCCGAGAGGUCGGGAUGAGUUUCAGUGUCAUGGUGAACUUCCUCGGCCUUGGUUUGCUUGUCCUGUUCGUCCCCCGCAUCACCCGCAGUUGGUCGCCUACCGAAAACGAGCGAGUCGGUCAGCGUAAUGUCCUGCUUCUAUUUACGUAUGUUGGCCCUCCUACCACUGAAUAG
Aspergillus nidulans FGSC A4 is the source of this 1572-nucleotide messenger RNA. RefSeq lists its product as uncharacterized. The record is from RefSeq and is a predicted model, not a curated record. The transcript is spliced from 8 exons. Gene Ontology annotation, biological process: transmembrane transport. Gene Ontology annotation, cellular component: membrane. The coding region runs from base 1 to 1572 and encodes 523 amino acids. Gene Ontology annotation, molecular function: transmembrane transporter activity. NCBI's taxonomy places the organism in Eukaryota, Fungi, Ascomycota, Eurotiomycetes, Eurotiales, Aspergillaceae.